CAACUCCCCAACAGCUUCACCUCCUACAUUUAAACAAAGAAAUUAAAGCUUCUCUUUAUAUUACCAUUCUGAUCAACUAACCCUUCUGGGUGUUUGAUAUAGUUCAACUUCUCCACAUCUUCUUCUCUUUUAAGACUUUAAAGUGUCUCCUAUAUUUGCGCUAGAUUUCUGAAUCUUGAUCUUCUUGGGAAGUCUUCUAAUGGAUGAAGUUGAAGUUCCUCCAUUUUUCCUCUGCCCCAUUUCUCUAGACAUCAUGAAGGACCCAGUCACAGUCUCAACGGGCAUAACAUAUGAUCGUGAAAGCAUCGAGAAAUGGAUAUUUUCUGAGAAAAACAGUGAGUGCCCAGUCACUAAACAAGUCAUCUCCGAUUCCGAUUUGACGCCGAACAUCACUCUCCGGCGACUGAUCCAGUCAUGGUGCGCCCUAAACGCUUCCUAUGGCAUUGAAAGAUUCCCAACACCAAAGCCCCCGAUCAAUAAAGCCCAGAUGGCGAAGCUUCUCCGUGAUGCCAAAUCUCCACAACUACAAAUGAAAUGUCUCGAAAAACUGAAAUCACUAGCUUCUGAAAGUGAGGCAAACAAACGUUGCAUGGAAGCCACGGGAGCCGUACAGUUCUUAGCUUCAACCAUAAACAACACCAUCGAAUCAUCAGCAUCAGAAGAAUCAGAAGAUGGGUUUGAUCUCAAAAAAGCCAGUGAUGAAGCCCUAAUUAUUCUCUAUUAUCUUGAAUUAUCAGAAGCUGGACUGAAGUCUCUCUCCGGCCAAAAUGGUGAAUUCAUUGACUCCUUAACACAGAUCAUGCAACGUGGGAACUUCGAAUCGAGAACUUAUUCUGUUUUGUUAUUGAAAUCGGUCUUCGAAGUGGCGAAUCCAAUGCAGCUGAUGAGUUUGAAACCAGAAUUAUUUGUUCAAUUAGUCCAAGUCUUGAAGGAUCAGAUCUCUCACAAAGCCACCAAAAAUACACUGAAACUACUGAUCAAUGUUUGUCCAUGGGGAAGAAACAGAGUCAAAACAGUCCAAGCCGGCGCAGUGCCAGAAUUGAUUGAUCUUUUACUCGAAGCCCAUGAGAAAAGGGACUGUGAAAUGAUACUAGUGGUGUUGGAUCAUCUGUGCCAGUGUGCAGAGGGAAGAGCCGAGUUGUUGAACCAUGGAGCUGGGUUAGCAAUUGUGUCAAAGAAGAUACUUAGGGUUUCAAAGAUGGCAACUGAAAGGGCUGUAAGGAUUCUAGUUUUUGUUUCGAAGUUUUCUGCAACUCCAAGUGUUCUUCAAGAGAUGCUGAGUUCUGGGUGUGGUGGCAAAGCUUUGCCUGGUGCUUCAAGGGGAUUGUGGUAGCAAGACCCGGGAAAGAGCUAGAGAGAUCCUUAAAUUACAUGCCAAGGCAUGGGAGAACUCUGCUUGUAUACCCAUGAAUUCGUUUUCUACCUAUCCAAAUUAGAUAAAUACAUAGAUAGAGAGUAGUUAAUUUGUGUUUUGUGUACAUAAUAGAAUUCAUGUAGAUUUUUCAUAUGGAUUGUAUAGUUACUUUGAGAAAGAUUAAUGUUAUGAAAGGUG
Molecule: messenger RNA, 1552 nt
Organism: Ilex paraguariensis (yerba mate)
Lineage: Eukaryota; Viridiplantae; Streptophyta; Magnoliopsida; Aquifoliales; Aquifoliaceae
Source: the annotation of a GenBank genome assembly